CAAUUCAGUCGUAGCUUACACCUGAUCAAGACAAGAGGUGCGUCCGCGCGUCCCAAAAAUAACGUAAAUUUUUAAUAUCCGACCAUUUGACGACCAAAAAUUUAAAUUCCGAUCGAUUUUUAAAUGUGUUUUGUAUGUGCUAGUGUAGUAUACGUCGCUGUACGGUGACGUUGUUGUGGAUAUUUAACGUUGUGUAUUAAAGUUUUUGAAGUGUUCCCGUGUCGAGUAUUUAGUGCGAUACUGCUGAGUUUUCUUCCUAAAAAAGAAGCGGUAUGGCAUGAGCGGCUGGGUGGGCGCGACAUGCGGCGCGCGCCGCCCGCGCAAUCCGCCGCCGUCGCUCUCGCGCUAUCGCUUCUGCUGCGUCUCGUCAACGCUGGUUCAAUGGGACCCGGUGUGCCAGAGAAUAUCACAGUGACGUUCCUCAACCCAACAACAGUGAAGGUGUCGUGGUCCACCACGGCAGACCUGGUGGAGAAGUACGAUGUCACCUAUAAACCUUCGGACGCCAGUUACAGAGUGGUAUUGGAGGUCGCUGGCAAUUCGGACGCCGUCAUAUUGAGUGGACUGGAGGCUGACACACAGUAUCAAGUGACUGUCGCCGCUCUGUGGGGCGGCCAUAAGUAUAGGAGCAGGCCUAUUGUCUUCCGCACCCUGGAGCCCCCGCGGACGUCGCCGCAACAGGACGGCGCGCUGGGAGGGGCCACGCCCCGCUCAUCUGUCGCGCCACCUGAUCCUUCACCAACUUUCCCUACGAUAAGGGGCGUGGAGAUAGGCAUCGUAGUGUUAGUUCUGAUAGUGUGGAUCGGAGCUAUUGCACUCUUCUUCAACCGAUGGGGCAAGAUCCGGAUGCUACUGCCCUAUCAGCCAGAUUACAAGCAGGAACAGUUAAAGGUGCCUGGAAGCAGUGCAUUGGCAGCAGCUACCGCAGGAGGGACCUGCGGUGCACAUUCAGCACCGUCGGCGUGUUCGCAUAUGCGCUGGUCCCACACCCACACACAAAGCUUGGAGUGUGAGGAGCACCUACUGGCCCGGUGCAAUCGACCCCGAGUCAACUCGGCCAUAUUCGUAUCUGCUGAACCCACAGGGUUUGCUGGGUUCGAUGCGGGCGAGUUUUUGAGACGACAUGGUUCACAAUCGAAACUAUGUCGCAAAGCUAGGUCAGCAGACAAUAUUCCGCUCACAACAAUGAGCGACUCGUCAGAACGCCUCUGCACCGCUAAACCACCCAGGGAAGAGACUAUAAGCGAGGAAGCCAAAUCCGACGACAGCGGUAGUGUGGAGACUGUGAAACAUUUUGGACUACCUAUCUUGUCAGUCUCCGGUCCGUCACCUCCCGACGAGGACUACGAUCAAAUAGAUGAGUAUCUGUAGCAUUUCCAUACCGGUUUUCAGCUCAAAUAUGUGCUGGAAAAAAUGAGGCCUCCGUGGCCUAGUCCCGCACCAAGCCCUUGAGCUGAUCCGUGGCUAAUCCCCUGAACUAUUUUUGGAGUCUUGUUUGAGUGAUACGGAACAGUGUUACAACGAAUUUCUAAAACUCUCACGUGAAAUUCUCAUCUGUAGCUAUUCUAAUGUGUGUCUUGAAGAGGGACCAUAGUCUUUUUAGGUACGUACGGUGUGAUUAAUUUACCCUUGAUGUGUAUAUUUUUGUAAUUAUCCUAUCCUCUCUCUAUUGAGUAUUAAGAUAUCGGCGUAUAGAUUUUUGAAUCCACUUUAAUAUAUUUAACGACUGCACAAUAAAAAUGUAAGUAAAUUAAUAAUAUUUAACUUAUCAGUGCCACUUUAAAUUCUAUUAAGUAAAUUAGUGCGUAUCAAAUGAUCUUAUAAGCAAUUUUUGUACUAUAUAAGCUACGAAGAAAUUUAGUUUUGUAUAUAAAUCCGAUAUUAGAUAUUUCGAUUUCAUUUGCUAGUCCACUAUGAGUGUAAUAAUAUAUACGGAAAUAUAGUUUUUAAGUGUAGAAAUUUUACAUAUUGCCUAUAAUUACAGUACUUUUAAUAUUAUCAUGUUUCACGUAGAUACUUAUCGUUGUUUAUUAAAAAUGUAAUUUCUGUAAUCAAUUGCAAUGUUUACAAUUAUAAUUUAUAUAAUAUUCAUUUAUUUUUUGAUAAUUGACGAUGAAUUGAAUAUAUUGUUUAUAUGUCCACUAUUGUUUUUACAGCAUAAUGUUUUAUUUUUUCAGAAUAAAAUUUAUUCAUAUGC
Molecule: messenger RNA, 2197 nt
Organism: Plodia interpunctella (Indianmeal moth)
Lineage: Eukaryota; Metazoa; Arthropoda; Insecta; Lepidoptera; Pyralidae
Exons: 9
Coding region: 301-1371 (356 amino acids)
Molecular function (GO): protein binding
Source: RefSeq, a predicted model, not a curated record